Messenger RNA from Arachis ipaensis, 1198 nucleotides. RefSeq names its product putative sugar phosphate/phosphate translocator At1g48230. The record is from RefSeq and is a predicted model, not a curated record. Lineage: Eukaryota; Viridiplantae; Streptophyta; Magnoliopsida; Fabales; Fabaceae.
UCAGGAAAAAAUUGGUUCACAUGGCUGCAAUUGCUACAUUGAUGCAGUUUUAGUGGUUAUACUAACAACAAUGUUUAUGCUGCAUUCGUGACUGUGUCUACAAAAUGUUGAUUUUGGUACCAUGUUACUAGUCGACGGAGUUCGUUAGUUGAGUGAACUUAUACAAUUGUGUUUAUUAAUAGGUGAAAGAUACAAAUUAUUCUUGAAGAAUUUGGAAUUAAGUUCUGCAUUGUCAUUUCUUUUUAUGCUUUGGCCUUUCAGGGACAAACUCCACUUUUCCCUAAAAUUUCAGCCACGAGGCUGCUGGGCGUGUAAUUUUGGUAUUUCUUUCUUUGUCUGGUUAAUUUAGAAGUAUAUUGUAUUUGCACUUGAAUUACAUAUGAUUGAAGAACAGGAAUUUUAUAAGGAUGUUGAAACUUGGAACAAAGAAAUGGACCACUGACUCAUUAAGAUUUCGAAAAUGAUCAGUUUGGAUGCUUGGCUAAACAUAUUAGUGGAGACAUUCAAUGAUUCUCACAUAGGAAUUGAAACAUGAUCUCUUAUUUUCUGUAAUUAUGCUUGGCUAAGUGCUUCAGUAUAAUUUUACUUUGGUGCAUGCUCUGUGCAGUUAUUUAGGGAUAUUGGCUUAGCUAUUGCGACAAAAGACAAAAGACAAAAGAUUAAAAACAAAUGGGCUAUGAUAAAAUCUAAUGUAAUACAACUUCUUGGUCGGUUGUGUCAAUUUGACCAGAAAAAAGUAAGAAAGAAAUAAAUAUCAAUGCUUGGAUAUUAGUGAAUCCAGUCUAAUGUGAUGUAAUAACUUCUCGUUUGCUUUGUUCUGUGCAGUUUUGUAUUUCUCUUUGUGCCUUAGUUCCUCCUAGAAAAGUUUGCAAUGGAAGUUUCACAGCUUCAGUUCAACUUUUGGAUCUUCUUUUCCAAUGCUCUAUGUGCUCUCGCUUUGAACUUCUCUAUUUUCCUAGUAAUAGGUAGAACUGGUGCUGUGACCAUCCGAGUCGCCGGCAUGCUUAAAAACUGGAUAUUAAUAGCCCUUUCAACUGUUAUAUUUCCAGAGUCCACAAUAACUGGGUUAAAUAUAACUGGCUAUCCUAUAGCACUAUAUGGCGUUGUGAUGUACAAUUACAUAAAAGUCAAGGACGUUCGAGCCUCUCAACAACCUACUGAAAUCAUUCCAUAUCAAAUCACAAAGGUAUCUUCUUGA